Molecule: messenger RNA, 1924 nt
Organism: Miniopterus natalensis
Lineage: Eukaryota; Metazoa; Chordata; Mammalia; Chiroptera; Miniopteridae
Gene: MRPL38
Product: mitochondrial ribosomal protein L38
Cellular component (GO): mitochondrial large ribosomal subunit
Source: RefSeq, a predicted model, not a curated record
CGGGGCAACGCCGGCCUGAGGGAAGAUGGCGGCGCCCAUGUGGCGAGCAGCACUGGGCGGAAGUCGGAGGUGGCGGGGCUUCAGCACGUCGGCCGCGCUGAGCCGCCGGACCCCGCCUCUGGGGCCGAUGCCCAACGAGGACAUCGACGUGAGCAACCUGGAGCGGCUGGAGAAGUACCGCAGCUUCGACCGCUACCGGCGCCGAGCGGAGCAGGAGGCACGGGCCCCGCACUGGUGGCGGACCUACCGGGAGCAUUUCGGGGUGGAGUCAGAUCCCAAAGACAAGAUUGACAUUGGGCUGCCUCCACCCAAGGUCUGUCGGACCCAACAGCUACUGGAGCGGAAACAGGUCCUCCGGGAGUUGAGGGCCAAUGUGGAGGAGGAGCGGGCUGCCCGCCUCCGCACAGCGUGCAUUCCACUGGAGGCUGUGCAGGCUGAAUGGGAGAGGACCUCUGGCCCCUACCACAAGCAGCGUCUGGCGGAGUACUAUGGCCUCUACCGAGACCUGUUCCAUGGUGCCACCUUCGUGCCCCGAGUUCCCCUGCAUGUGGCCUACACCGUGGGUGAGGAUGACUUGAUGCCUGUGUACUACGGCAAUGAGGUCACUCCAAUGGAGGCUGCCCAGGCACCACAGGUGACCUAUGAGGCAGAGGAGGGCUCCAUGUGGACACUGCUACUAACCAACUUGGAUGGACACCUGCUAGAGCCAGAUGCCGAGUAUGUCCACUGGCUGGUAACCAACAUCCCUGGCAACAGGGUGGCCGAAGGACAGGAGACGUGUCCCUACCUGCCCCCUUUCCCUGCCCGGGGCUCUGGCUUCCACCGCUUUGCCUUCCUGCUCUUCAAGCAGGAGAAGCCAAUCGACUUCUCUGGGGAUACUCGGCCCUCACCCUGCUACCAGCUUGCCCAGCGGACCUUCCACACUUUCGAUUUCUACAAGAAACACCAGGAAGCCAUGACUCCAGCUGGCCUGGCCUUCUUCCAGUGCCGCUGGGACGACUCGGUCACCCACACCUUCCACCAGCUUUUAGACAUGCGGGAGCCCGUGUUCGAGUUUGUGCGGCCACCCCCUUACCACCCCAAGCAGAAACGCUUCCCCCACCGGCAGCCCCUUCGCUACCUGGACCGGUACAGAGACAGUCAUGAACCCACCUAUGGCAUCUACUAAGUGGCCAGACUGCCACCCACCUCAGAGGGUGGGCUGGACCUCUCAGGCCACUCUAUCAGGCUCUGCAGGAAGUUAACCAUAAACACACAGGUCCCUGGGGCCAAGCUGUGGGGUUUGGGGCCCUGUCUGAGGCAGCCCCUCUGUUGCCCUCCCAGCAGGCCCAGGGCCUAGGCGUGAAGAGGCUCUCUCCAGGGGUGGUGGCAGGGGUGGUGCAUGAAUAAAGAUGAUUUCUGCUAUAGCUGGUCUAGGUCUGUGUUCUGGGAGCAGCCAGACCCACCCCCUCCACCAUGGAGUUGUAUUGCUUCAUGGGUGGAAAGAGGGCUGCCCCCCACCCCAGGGGGUAACCCCCCACAUCUGCCUCCUAUGGGUGUCAGAGGCUCUGCGAUCCAGUGGCUGAAGACAGGUCCAGAAGAAAAGCAGGCCUCUGGAAAGAGAUGUGCCCAUUGAGCGUUGGCCCCUAACUGGCUGUAGGGUGCAGGCUCCUGCCCUCUCAGGCUUCAGAUCUUAGGCACACACAGCCCUGCUUGGGCCUAGGAAGCCCCUGCACCCUCCCUGGUUGUUAGGGUAUUUCUAACCUCUAAAGAAAGACUGUAGCCAAGCAGGAGAUCUGUGCACCUUUUCCAGAACGGGCAACUUCACCUAUUUACAACACACAAGACAGUGCUGCUUUGUGUUGUAAAGCAGAGGGCCCACACGGGGUUCCCAGUGCAGUUGAAGAGUGCUUUCGGUUUCCAUUAAAGGGGGUAUUGAAAAAAA